ACCAUGGCGAGAGAGAACGGCGAGUGCGGCGGCGAUGGAUCCUGGAAGAAGAACGUCGACGACAUCAAGCACAUCUUCGACUUCAAGGAAGUGCUCGGGACGGGCGCGUUUUCAGAAGUGGUGAUGGCCCGGGAGAAGACCACGGGAAAGAUGGUGGCGAUCAAGUGCAUCCCCAAAAAAGCACUGAAGGGGAAGGAGACGAGCAUCGAAAAUGAAAUCGCCGUGCUGAGGAAGAUCAAGCAUGAGAACAUUGUGGCUCUGGAGGACAUCUACGAGAGCUCCAACCACUUGUACCUUAUCAUGCAGCUUGUGUCUGGAGGUGAGCUGUUUGACCGCAUUGUGGAAAAGGGUUUCUACACAGAGAUGGAUGCCAGUCGACUCAUCCGGCAGGUUUUGGAUGCGGUCAACUAUCUUCACUCUAUGGGCAUAGUGCACAGAGACCUAAAGCCUGAGAACCUGCUGUACUUCAGCCCUCAUGACGAGUCAAAGAUCAUGAUCAGUGACUUUGGCCUCUCCAAGAUGGAGGGAACAGGUGACGUGAUGGCCACCGCCUGCGGGACUCCGGGAUACGUGGCUCCUGAGGUUUUGGCUCAGAAACCCUACAGUAAAGCUGUGGACUGCUGGUCCAUCGGGGUCAUCGCUUAUAUUCUGCUUUGUGGUUACCCACCUUUCUACGACGAAAACGACUCCAAGCUCUUUGAGCAGAUCCUCAAGGCAGACUACGAGUUUGACGCACCGUACUGGGAUGAUAUAUCGGACUCUGCCAAAGACUUCAUCAGCUUCCUAAUGGAGAAGGACCCAGAGAAGAGAUUCACGUGUGACCAGGCCCUUGAGCACCCCUGGAUUGCUGGAGGCACAGCUCUCUGCAAGAACAUACAUGAAUCUGUCAGCCGACAGAUUCGGAAAAACUUCGCCAAAAGCAAAUGGAGGCAAGCCUUUAAUGCAACGGCUGUGAUCCGCCACAUGAGGCGUCUGCAGCUGGGAACUAGCUUUGGCAGCAGCGUCUCCGGCAACAACUCUGAGGCCAACCCCCAGAGCCGAGCUCCAGCCAAGAGCCAGUCUGUGGACGGCGCCCCGCUCUCCCCGAAGGACUGUCCUCCAAUAGCUCCUCUGCCAUCUGCUGUUAAAGUGCAGAAUCAGGACUCGGACAUCCCCUCUCCUGUGCGAGAGGAACCCUCCGUGGUGGCCGAGCCGUCACGGCCCCGGCCCUCCACCGUUACCGUCAUUAACACAGGGACUAAAUGACGCCAGGUUCCGCGGGAGGUGAGCUGGGAGACCACGGAGCUUUGAGACGGGAUCAAACCAUCCCAGGCCUCGUGAUCCGAUGUCGUUGCCCAGUUUGCCCAUCCCGCGGCCUCCCACCUGUUUCUGCCAAACACGGGAGGAAUUUAAGGAGCGUUCGUUUCAGCUCCAUUUACCAUGGCUGCAAGCCCGGCAUCCGGCUGCCUGGCUUCCCACUGUCAUACAGACCCCGGAGUACGGAGGGGGAGAAGUUGAGCAGAAGUUGUUGAGGGAAGCCAUGUUCAGGCUGCAUCAUGGUUGGACAAACAACCUGCUGGUGUGCAGUGCCACACCAGAGGGAAACUCUUCACUGAAGCUGCUGUCUUUCUGACUGAGCGUCUUGCGAUUGGACGCUCCUCUGUAUGCCUUGUGUAAAUAUCCUGCCUAGAACUAUACUGUGGAGUGGAGUGAUAAGUGAAACAUAAGCUUCAAGUUGUGGUGAAGUAAUCGUGACAUCAUCUGCACUCUGAACUUCUCGUCGUUUUUGACCGCGCGUUCAUUUGCUGUGGUAUUUGCUCCAAUGGCUCACAGGGUCAUGACCCUCUAACUGUGUGACGGUGUGUGUAACUCUUUGCUUUAAGGUGUGUGGACGAGAAAAACGAGCAGGGUGAUGUGAGCGCUGGGGGUGCAGCUGCGUUGCACUAAAUGCAUCGGAUUAUUUAUUUUCUUACAUUACGACUUUUCUAAAAAAUAUCACUUUGAGAAAUGUGUAAAUGUGGAAAACUUCAACUGAACUGAAAAGUUAUGGCUUCAAAUGAUAAAGACAAAAUAUGUGAUAGUUGCUUAUUAUUUGUAAUCACUGUUAUGUUUGAUUGAUUCUUUUGAACGUGACUGUGAAGUCCUCCUCGACCACAGGAGGGCGACCACGUGUUGUCGCUCUGUGAGCAGUUCUCAGGGAUGUGCUCCGACAUGAAUCUGUCCAAAUCACCAGACGCUGCUGCUGAGGAGGAAAGUGAAAGAGCUGAAAAGAAAAACCCUCCAAAUCCUGCAUGUUAUUGUCUCUGGGUUUGACAUCAUUGCUAACACAUGUAACUCUCACUGAAUGGAUGAAAACCUUGAAUUACAGAUUUAAAGAACCUUCUCGUGUUCACAUUCAUGUCUGGGGUAAAAAAAAAAAAAAAGGUUAUACUCAGUUUGUCUUUCUUUCAGUUCAUUUUUUUUAUCAUUACUCCAAAUUGUGCAUAUUAUUCUAAUGUGCCAUUGAGGCUGACAAAGGUCCCUUAAAUCCAGCAUUACUAAUAUUUGAACAUCAUGUUUCACACUGAAUGGUGAACACUUAACGACAAACCUUAAAUUACAGAUUUAAAGAAUGUGUUUGAAGUGUGAAUUCAUGUCUGCAGUAAACAAGAAAAAAGGAAAAUGACAAAUUAAUGCAAAUGUAUCAAUUUUGCUCCCAUGGUCAGUAUAUUGUACAGUUGAGUGGUGAAAAUAUCGUGCUCUGCUUCCGCUCAUGAAGUGUCUGGUCUGGAAACGGGUCACUUUCUCUCUCUGUGUUUAAUCACUGUGCUUUCAUACCAGCCUGUUGAAUUUAGCAGAAAGACUCAUUCUCCUGCUCUGUCUCUCCCUCUCUCUCUUUCUCUCGUUCACACAGAAAAGAGAAGGGGUCUGUCUUUGGGUUCUCUCUUAGGAUCCUGUAGUUUCAUACGAAGGAGGGGGGAAGGAACUCUACACCAGAACAUGCCCAAUAUCAAGGGCUACGCCAUCUUGAAUUAUUUAAAAAAAAUGUUGGAUAGUGAAUGUGUAAAUACAAAUCUCAACCACACAGUUUGCUUGGGUCAUGAGUGUUUAUUUUUUUGUCUUCCCUCUUAAAAAAAAAACACCAAAAGAAAACAUCAUAUGGUGCAUUUAAUGCCCCUCAGUAUGCAUGUAUUAUGUAUUGUUCUGUGGAGUUGUAGAGAUCAUGUAUUAA
Messenger RNA from Limanda limanda (common dab), 3190 nucleotides. RefSeq names its product calcium/calmodulin-dependent protein kinase 1Db (gene camk1db). Gene Ontology annotation, cellular component: intracellular anatomical structure; cytoplasm. NCBI's taxonomy places the organism in Eukaryota, Metazoa, Chordata, Actinopteri, Pleuronectiformes, Pleuronectidae. The transcript has 11 exons. The coding region runs from base 4 to 1245 and encodes 413 amino acids. The record is from RefSeq and is a predicted model, not a curated record. Gene Ontology annotation, molecular function: ATP binding; calmodulin binding; calcium/calmodulin-dependent protein kinase activity. Gene Ontology annotation, biological process: peptidyl-serine phosphorylation.